AUGAAGAAACUCAUCGAGAAGAGAAACGACCGUUUCAUACAGCCACUGCUUGAAGCAACAUCUAAGCACGAUGACCCGGUGGUACUACUUCAGGCUGCCGCCCGGGAUCACAUUCCUAUUGACCCCUCCUCAAGGUCAUUCAACCAGCUAUCGCAAUCUGGUUCAACAGGAGACCAACGUAUCGUGCCAGACCCUGCUGACCGGCCAACUAUCAAUGCAGUUAUCGAAGAGAUCCAAGAGCAGGAGUGGUACCAAGACCAGGUCGUUGAUAGGCGGAUCGUGGACGCCAAAGACGGUGAUAUUGACGAGCUCGACCAUCCCCUAUCGGAGACUAUUGCGCAAGCCUUGCGGGACUCGCGGAAGAUAACCUCCUUGUAUACGCAUCAAGUCGCUGCAAUCAGGGCCUUGUCUGAAAGCAAACAUGUCAUAGUCUCUACCAGCACUGCGUCUGGGAAGAGCGUCAUAUACCAGGUCCCUGUCUUACGGUUUCUUGAAGAGGACCCGACAUCAACAGCUAUGUUCAUAUACCCAACCAAGGCUCUCGCCCAAGAUCAAAGACUCGCGCUCGAGCAGCUACUAUAUUCAUGUCCAGGCCUAGAACAUAUUCAAGUGUACAAUUACGAUGGUGACACACCGCAAGAGGCUCGAGCAGGCAUACGCGAGUCCGCUUCCGUGAUUUUUACCAACUUCGAUAUGCUGCAUGCUUCGAUCCUCCCGCAUGAAGAUCUGUGGCGAAGGUUUCUGAAGAACCUGAAACUCGUCGCUGUCGAUGAAUUACAUUACUACACCAACAUCUUCGGCAGUCAUGUCGCCCAGGUCAUGCGUAGAUUUCGCAGAGUGUGUGCUGCCGUUGGUAAUAGGAGGACUCGCUUCGUAUCUUGCAGUGCGACCAUCGCAAAACCUAAGCAGCACAUGCAGAAUAUCUUCGGCAUUGAGGAUGUCGAGGAGGUCACGGAAGACGGUGCCCCAUCUGGUCGUAAAGACUACUUGGUGUGGAACCCUCCACUCAUAGACCCUAUGGACGAGACGUCUGGUCGUCGUGGUUCGUUGACAGAAGCUACGCGGUUGAUGAGACUCUUGAUGGCCCGCGGCAUUCGUGUCAUCCUGUUCUGUAAGAUCCGGAAGACUUGUGAAUUGGCCAUGAAAGCUCUGCACACUGAACUCGCGGCUGACGGUCGGCAAGACAUUCUGGAACGCGUCAUGGCAUAUCGCGGAGGCUACUCACAAUACGAUCGACGCAAGAUCGAGAAGGAAGCAUUCUCCGGAAAUCUACUAGGCAUUGUCGCCACGAAUGCCUUGGAACUGGGUGUCGACAUCGGUGUCCUGGACGCCGUCAUCAUGCUUGGGUUUCCAAUAGGGGGCCUAGCUAGCUUUCGUCAGCAGGCCGGUAGAGCGGGUCGGCGAGCCCGAGAUGCGUUGGCCGUCUUCGUCGCAGAUCAGUUUCCUAUCGACCAGCACUACGUCAAGAAUCCUUCAGAGCUAUUUGACAAGCCCAUGAAUGAGCUCGUUAUUGACCUGGAUAGUAAUGUCAUACUAGAGGCACACUUACAGUGUGCGGCGCAUGAAAUGCCUCUCAUGGAUGAUGACGAAGUCUACUUCGGCCCGAGUAUGAGAGAGAUCUGCGAAACACGGUUAACCAGGGACAAGGAUGGAUGGUACCAUACACAUCCGAAGUUCCUGCCGUUCCCAGCUAAGCAUAUCUCCCUUCGAGGUGGAGAAGAAGAGAAGUAUAGUGUCAUAGACGUGACCAGAAUGGGCAAACCCGGAGGCCAUCCUCAUAUCCUCGAAGAGGUCGAGGUUUCAAGAGCUCUCUUCGAGCUGUAUGAAGGCGGAGUGUUCAUACACCAAGGAUUGACGUUCAUCGUGAAAGAGAUUAGCCAUGACUCAAAGACCGCCAGACUUUUGCGCUCGGAUGUAAAUUGGAUCACCGAACCGAGGUUAGUAUUACUACAGACAUUGCACAACUCAUAUGUUACAUUCGUGAAGGGACUUCACAAUAUUGACGCGGCCCAGACGUAUCGCAUCCGAGAGAUCAAGGAUCGCCGUGGCGCGCAUACUAUGGCCGUACGUGUCGAGUUAAAGACCGUCGUCUUUGGUUACUUCAAGAUCAGGAACAAGGCUAUAAUUGAUGCCGUCGACCUCGACACCCCGCCUUGGGAGCGCACAAGUACGGGAAUGUGGAUGGACGUGCCGAGACCGACUCUCGAUCUCAUGAAGAACUGCGGCAUCAAUGCUGCAGAAGCCAUUCAUGCAGCAGAACACGCAUUCAUGAAUCAAUUUGCGCUAGCAGCAGACCUGAAAACAGAGUGCAAGGUGGCUGAAAAGGAGUACAAGGCAACUACUUCUCAGAGGAAGCGACCGGCGCGCUUGAUUUUCUAUGACCCUACUGGAACAAACGGCGGCGUCGCCGUCAAAACGUUCGACCAUGUAUCCGACCUCUUGCAGAGGGCUCUUGACACCGUCGAAUCCUGUCCUUGUCAGGAAGGCUGCGCAGCAUGCAUCGACAGUCCUACAUGCAAAGAAGGCAAUCUAGUGUCAUCCAAGACUGGGGCCCUGGUCGUCCUCAAGGCCAUCCUUGGACGUCCUAUUGACGUAGAUCUCAUACCGGAGUAUCCCGAACCCAUUGCUGCCACCCAGGACACAAUCAUUCCAGCGACGGCUGUACGAGCCGCUGAAGGGAUCGAGGUGGAGAAGGCGUAG
Molecule: messenger RNA, 2700 nt
Organism: Fomitopsis serialis
Lineage: Eukaryota; Fungi; Basidiomycota; Agaricomycetes; Polyporales; Fomitopsidaceae
Product: P-loop containing nucleoside triphosphate hydrolase protein
Exons: 25
Coding region: 1-2700 (899 amino acids)
Molecular function (GO): nucleic acid binding; ATP binding
Source: RefSeq, a predicted model, not a curated record